AUGUCUGGAUUCAGUUUUGGAGGACAGUCUUCGGCGCCGAGUGGCGGCUUCUCUUUUGGAAAUAACAGCAAUAGCACGAACAACAGCGCAGGUAACACCGGUGCCGGGUUUUCGUUUGGAAAAAGUGCGUCGACCGGGUUUGGCAACACCGGUGGAUUUUCACUGGGUGGAAACACCACGCAGAACUCUUCCACGCAGAACGCCGCCCCGGGGGCCACCGGCUCGACGGGGGGCACAGGGUUCAUGUUUGGAAAUACUGGCAACACUAAUUCCGGCACAACAGCGCCAAGCGGGCCGGGCAAUCUUUUUGGCAAUACAAACAGCUCUGGCACCGGACAGAGUCUAUUUGGCAACAGCAGCAAGCCACAGACUACAACGGGAACCAAUCUCUUUAGCGCAAACAACCAAAGCGGAACCACGGGCGGUGGGUUCUCGUUUGGAACCAACGCCGGAUCCAAUACAGCCACUACUGGAGGUACUUCCCUGUUUGGUGGUAACUCUCAACCCGCGCAACAGACGCAGAAUACACAGCCCACACAGAGCCAGCCCGCUUUUAAUUCCCAGCCCUCCUUUGCAUGGUCCAGUCAGCAAUCGCAGCAGCAAAGUUUGCAUCCGAUGGUUGUAGAAGCACAAAAGGUCAACCAACAGCAAAAUCAGCAGCAGAACGGAUACACGCCGACGAUUGCGGACCAGCUGACCAAAGUGAAGAACUCGUGGGAUGCAAACUCCAACCAGUGCCUGAUGAAAACGUUCGUGUACAACAAAGUGCCGCAAGAGUAUAACAACUACGAGCGGCCUGCCGACGAGUCUGCUGAGGACUGGGAGAACGCGAUGAAAUUGCGCCCGCGCGGUUACAACACGCUGCCCGUUAGAAUCAAGGGAUUUGAGGAUCUGCUGAACAGGUCCAACUUACAAAUAGAACAUAUCCGCAAGUCGAGAGUUCUUCUCAAUAACAUCAAUUCUAACCUCGUGAAUCUUGGCGACAAGCACGAUCUGGACUCGUUGAGCAGACUGACGCAGUGCAAGAUCAAGCAGAAACAGUUGGAUCUCAAAUUGCUGAGGAUUGCCAUCAACUUGACGGUGCUAAAAUAUAAAGGCUACCAGCUGACCAACGACGAGGAGAAACUAAUAUCGCAGUUCAAGGAGCUGGUCAAGUCUGUGGACGACCCAAUAGGCCUGAACCGGUCGAACGAGCUGUGGGCCAGACUGAGCAAUUUGAAGCAGCGACUGAUCAACCUGAACAUCAGCUUGGAGAACAUAGAUGCGUCGAUGGCAGUUGCUGCCAACGGCGCCGUGUCGAAGUCGCAUGUUUCGAACGACGAGCAGGUGAUCAACAAGCUUGUCAGCAUUUUGUCCAAGCAGCAGCAGGGCAUACAGUACCUGUAUGACCUGAUUGAGAACGACAAGGAAGUGGUCAAGAAGCUGGCUAAAUAG
Messenger RNA from Ogataea haglerorum, 1434 nucleotides. RefSeq lists its product as uncharacterized. The coding region runs from base 1 to 1434 and encodes 477 amino acids. Gene Ontology annotation, molecular function: structural constituent of nuclear pore. Lineage: Eukaryota; Fungi; Ascomycota; Pichiomycetes; Pichiales; Pichiaceae. The transcript has a single exon. The record is from RefSeq and is a predicted model, not a curated record. Gene Ontology annotation, biological process: NLS-bearing protein import into nucleus; nuclear pore organization; protein localization to nuclear inner membrane. Gene Ontology annotation, cellular component: nuclear pore central transport channel; nuclear pore.